CGAGAAACGUGAGAAAAAGUUUCACUGCCAGCAAUUUAAGUUCUUGAAAUUGAGUUGACAAAAGCCAAGGAGUUUCGGAGUUGAUUUCUUGUGGCAUGUCCGUCAUGGCGGCCUGGUUGCUCGCCCGCUCCUUGCGUCGCUGCGAGAGUGUACUUGGGCCAUGCAGGAGCCGCCUUGAACAGCCACACCUUCUGGAAGGGCUGUGUGCAUCCACUGGGCGGAAGGCAGCGGCGGUGAAUGACAGACCGCCCGUCGGUCUGCAAUCUGAUCAUGAGUUGGGGAAAUCUGGGGUCUUCGAGGCGAGCACGCCCGCAGGAGCUUGGCUACCACCUCAUCUGCUGCACAAGGUAUUUGAACUCGCAAAAUGCAGUGGUGUGAGCGCGUAUGAGAAGUGUUCAACGGUCGCCGGUCUACCAGCGUUAGGCGCCGCAAAUGGAACCAUUCUGACUUAUUCUCAAUUUGAGGGCCGCCGUUGCUAUGGAACGCUGGUAGAGGCAGGCAGAGAGGGAGCUGAGCAACCGCUGCCCGCGCUUAGCGUCAAGAGGCUUGAAGCAAGUGGUGUGGAACUGGUAGGCAGCUUAGCACAGGAGAGCACGCCAAUCGACAUCAAGCCAAAGCAGAUUUUUGCAGUGGUCCAGGUAGGCCCUCAUCAAUUCAAAGUUACGCCGGACGAUGUCUUGUAUGUUGAGAAGCUGAAUGGACCGGAUGUCAAGUCGACGAUUCUGUUGAAGAAGGUUCUCCUGCUUGGUUCCAAAUCGAAGACGAUUGUGGGCCGGCCGUUCAUCCCAGAUGCCACUGUUUCUGCAACAGUCGAAGGACAGGUCAAAGAUGGCAAAGUGCUCAUCUUGAAAAAAAGACGAAGGAAGAACUCAAGACGACUCAAGGGGCAUAGGCAGGAGCUUACGCGGUUGCGAAUCUUGGAUAUUACGGGGAUCGAAGAAGAUCAGGAAGAGGGGAGACCUAUGCGCGUUCAUAACCAGGCGGGAGUAGUGGCCAGACUCAAAACGCCCGAGCCUGGCAAAGUUUCCGCAUAUGCUUUCCAACCCAAGCCGCUGCCGCAGUCCCGGGAUCUGAAAAAACAACGGAGGUCGCCUGCUGUUCCGGGGUACGGCAGACGUCCGCAGCGACGCCUUACGUUUGGAGCAGAGCGGCGGCGCAUUGAGUCAGUAGCCGAAUGAUGUUUUGCUUUGAAAAGGUUCCUUUAUAGCAAUCACUUUCAGAUCUGAUCAACUUCAGCAUCGGGAUAAAGUUGGCUGGGCAGACGACGCUACAAAUUUAUUUUUGUGUGUCGACGAGUUUGUCAAGUGCGGAAGUCGUCUGCCCUGCGAAUCUGUCCCGAUAGGUGGCUCGCUUGCAGGAAGGCGCAGAGGCAGCAUCAAUGUGCGUCUAUGGUUGCUAUGGCUGCAGACUGUCAGGUGCACUAGCUGGGCCCUCUCGGGUGUGUUGAUGUGAGACGGUCUGAUGCAUUAACGGUAUAUAGUAGUAGGCGUUCCAUCAUUAUAUCUGUUUCGGAACAGACCACAUGGCAAGGCCGUCAAUGUGCACACAGGUACGCACCGUCAAUGAUAAAACCAGGG
This is a messenger RNA of Klebsormidium nitens, 1577 nucleotides long. Lineage: Eukaryota; Viridiplantae; Streptophyta; Klebsormidiophyceae; Klebsormidiales; Klebsormidiaceae. The record is from the annotation of a GenBank genome assembly.